Kwoniella shivajii is the source of this 2580-nucleotide messenger RNA. RefSeq lists its product as uncharacterized. The record is from RefSeq and is a predicted model, not a curated record. Lineage: Eukaryota; Fungi; Basidiomycota; Tremellomycetes; Tremellales; Cryptococcaceae. Gene Ontology annotation, biological process: protein phosphorylation. The transcript is spliced from 15 exons. Gene Ontology annotation, molecular function: protein kinase activity; ATP binding. The coding region runs from base 1 to 2580 and encodes 859 amino acids.
AUGCAUGCAUUGGUGAAAGCAGCUCACAAGCUGACGGCAGAAUCAUUAGGCAUCCUACCUGAAUCCACGCAGCGCAAUUCGACAUAUUCAGCUACGAGUGAACAGUCUCAUAAUGGAAAUUUCGACCUCAAACCAGCAUAUCUAUCUACCCCAACCGAUAAGCAGAAUGAAAUUCAAGGUAUCACCCAAUAUCUAGGACCAGCUUCAGACCCGAGUCUUUCUGAGACUUGCCAAACGCCUGGGAAGACAAGAGAGAACCAAACACUCAAACCUGGCCCAAAUGAGCCGGUGACUGCCAAGACCUUGAUUAGAUUCGCUUCCAACAUCACACUAUCUGUAGAUACCAGAUAUUACGAUGAAGAGCUCGUCAAAUUGGAGAAGAAGAUUGAUCGUUUGAACACUUUUCAGAUCAUCACUGGAUUAGUAGGAGAGAUCGCCAAGACAGUCGAGCUUAUUGCACCUGCAGGCGCAGUUAUCAAGAUGAUUUCUGAUUUUAUGGGUCAUAUCAAAUCGGUCGUGUACAUGAAAUUGGAAGCGUUAGGAUUGGUCCGAUCAGCGGUUGAAACAACAAUUUCUAUUCAAGAAUGCCUCAUCUCAAUCAAAUUCAGUCUACCUGCACGUAUGUUGAUUACCAUUAGGAACUUCUAUGUGAGAUACUUCAUAGAAACAAAUACGAGGAUAUGGGUGAAAGAUAUGGAAAGACGUCUUGACGAUGCCAGAUUCCAGUUCAUACAAUGUGGCAUUAUGAUCAACGUCACGGGAGUAUACGAAAUCAAAGCCAUGUUCACCGACUAUAUGGGACAGUAUAGACAGCGUGACGAAUCAGCGUUACGACGAGUUCUUGUUGGAACUCAGCAGCUGAGUAAUACCGAUCUCAGUGACUUCCUUGGUUUAGAUAACCUGAGUGUCGGCGAAAUGCGGACUCUUCAAGAGGUUUUACGAAAUCAUCUCAAAGCAGAUCGUUCCGCCUCCCACUCUUCCCUAAUCCCGAUGAAAGAUGACUCGUCGUCCAACUCCCAGGUCGGGCUUUCAGAAGCAUCAGGAAGCUCGCAGCCAAUCCACCAAAUUUUCAUGGUUUUGGGGAUCAUCCAUGACGGUCCCUCCUUGAAUAAGGCGUCGAGCAAUACUAGUAACAUCGAAGAGGCACCGGAUCGAGUUAAGGAUUUUCUUGCUCACAUGGGCGGCGAAAGGCGUACUAUUUCUACUUUCUUAAAGCCAGACGACUCAAUCGAAGACAUCAAUCACCUCAGAAUGAGAUUGUUUCAGAGAGUGUCAUCGAUACUUUCCGACAAGAUAGCUCAUUCUCCAGAGCAUUACGAAGGACCCUAUAUUACCUACGGGGAUCCCAAAAAUCCGAAUGAUCCCCAGCGACAUCUUUGGAAGAUGUACUCAAAGUAUAUGGUCCGCGAGGAUGAAUCCACUCAACAAGCUUCAGUACAAAUCGAUGACCUGGGCCUAGUGAAAGAGCGGCUCCUCAGUGACGGGAACAAGCCCGUGGGAAAGGUAUGGAAGGGGACUUGGAAAGGCAAAACGGUCCGAAUCAAGUCAAUCAAGCAAUUUCCCCUACCUCAAUUGGUAGAACUCUGCUCCGUACAGAUUGAAAACUCACCGAAGGUCGAUUACAUGGAUCAGAUCAAGAAGUGGAGAGAUGCACCUAGUCCUUAUUUGAUCAACUUCGUGGGUACGGUCAAUCGAGACUCUGCUUCAUAUUGGUGUUUAGUGAGCGAUUACAUGCCUCAUGGCGACGUAAUGCAUUAUCUCGACAGCGAUAGAGCGAUUGAAGCCGAUCGAGUGGCUCUCGUUCAUCAAGUGGCUCAGGGUCUACUACAUCUUCACGUCCACCGUAUAAUUCAUGGCAAUCUCCGACCUGCUAAUGUCUUGAUCAACGACAAAGGCGAAGCUGUGCUCGCGGAUUUCGGUUACCAAGAGGGAGAAGAGGAGUCAAGUGCUCCUAAAGACUCCAGGCCUUUCAAAUCUCCUGAGCUCUUCGCCUCCGCAGAGGGUGAAAUCAAAGGGGUCGUACUUGGUCCGACAGAAUUAAGUGAUGUGUUCGCUUUUGGUAAGACUGCCUUUCAAAUUCUGACAGGCGAUGUUCCCUUCCAUGCCCAUUCUUGGCCUUGGCAGACUCGUUAUGAUCGACUCUGGGCACAACUUAGUACCGUCACCGUGUACGAACUUCUUGGCAGAUGCUAUGCUGAGAAUCCCCUUCAUCGAUUAUCGAUGAAACAGAUCAAUGAGAUCAUGUUGAAGAUAGGCCUUACCACUCACAAGGACAUACCAGGACUGGUGUUAUACAGUAUGAGGAUUAGACUCAAGUGGUGGGAGACUAACAAGAUGCUUCAAGAACAUACAAACCACCCUACGCUUCCGCGACAUCUACAGAACGACCUUGUUGCCCAGAUCAACGCCCUAAACUGCAGAUUCUUAGAUGAUGAGGUGUCAUAUGUUGAACCAUCCUAUAUAGGACAUGUACUGUUCAAUAGCGCUCCGAAGGUGAUAGCUCUAAAGUUAUCCUCAUAUCAGAUCAACCAAUGUACAGCAUACUACCUGAUCAAGGAUACCUCAAGUCUCUUCAAAUGA